Messenger RNA from Diaporthe amygdali, 690 nucleotides. RefSeq lists its product as uncharacterized. Gene Ontology annotation, cellular component: cytoplasm; nucleus. Gene Ontology annotation, biological process: secondary metabolite biosynthetic process. The transcript has a single exon. The record is from RefSeq and is a predicted model, not a curated record. The coding region runs from base 1 to 690 and encodes 229 amino acids. NCBI's taxonomy places the organism in Eukaryota, Fungi, Ascomycota, Sordariomycetes, Diaporthales, Diaporthaceae.
AUGGCUCAGAUAACGGACCCAAGUCUGCCUGUCAUUCUUUGCUUCCACGGGCACGGGACGAACGGUUCGAUCUACCGCUAUCAGGCUCGUACCGUCGUUCAGGUCCUUGCACCCAAGUUUCGCUUCGUCUUCGUCGACUCUCCACUCGAGACACCGCAGCCCGGCCCAGGCGUCCCGCCCUUCUUGGCAGACGCAAAGCCAUACAGGCGGUGGCACCACGAUGAGAACACAGCCGGCUUCUUCGACUUGACCUCCGGGGACAUCGAAAGCGAGAGGCGCCAAGUACGGGACACUCUCGCGGGCCAUAUCGAGCGGGACCAGCCGGUCGGCAUCAUGGCUUUCAGCCAGGGGACGCGUGUGGCCGCAGCCCUGUGCCUGGAUUCCGUUUUAGGGGCAAAUAUCAAGUUUGUCAUUAUGAUUUGCGGGGCUGUCCCAUUACUGCCCCUGGCGACAGGUCUCCAACCGCAGAUGCUCAACUUGCCAUCCGUUCAUGUCCAAGGGAGCGCAGACCCCUGGUUUGGGCGAGCAAAACGGCUUGUGCAAGAGUACUUCAACCCGAAAUGUGCAAGGACAGUUCGAUUCCAUACAGGCCAUGAGGUACCGUCUAGAUUGAGAGAGGCAGAAAAGAUCUCAGAUGAGGUGAUAGCAGCAUACGAAUCUGUAUCGAGAGACUCAAGUGUGGUUGUGUAG